Messenger RNA from Cyprinodon tularosa, 1420 nucleotides. RefSeq names its product E3 ubiquitin-protein ligase MPSR1. NCBI's taxonomy places the organism in Eukaryota, Metazoa, Chordata, Actinopteri, Cyprinodontiformes, Cyprinodontidae. The transcript is spliced from 4 exons. Bases 346 to 1074 code for a protein of 242 amino acids. The record is from RefSeq and is a predicted model, not a curated record.
AGGAGCAGCUGAAGUGAGCGAGGUGUUUUCAGCUCAUGUGACACAGAUCCUGUAAGCAGGUGUAAUCUUCAUCCCCUUCUCGUCUCCCAGGGAUUCUCUACAGGGAUUAUUGCAGACCUGAGGUCAGAGCGGCACAUUCUGCACAGGUAAACACAAAGAAAGGCAAGAAGAAGAGCUGAGGAUGUGUGUUUGGAGGCACCGGGUCGCAGCCUAAUGGAGUAGAACCAGUCCACCGUCCCACUGGCUCCUCCAUGCCUGCUGCUCAGUGCUAACUUGCUGAACUAAUCCCUGCUGCUCCCCGUUAGCUUCUAGUAAAUCUGUCUACUGUUAGUGCCGCCGAGGCUCAUGGAUCCGCCCAGAGAGGAGGAAGUGUUUGCAGACGCCGAAGAUCCCUUUCCUCUGAAGGAAGAACAGGAGGACGAGGAGGAAGAAGAGGAGGAAGAAGUAGAUGCAAAGAUCUUCAACACCUGGAUGCAGCAGUUCAGAGGAGGGGACCAUCAGAAGAAGCUGGCGCAGGAAGAGAAGGAUGAGGACGAGGAGGAGGAGGAUGUAGAGUCAGAAGGAGAAAGACCUGAGAGCAGGUGCGGCUUGGAGCCUCCGGUCCAGAUGAGGACGGACCGCCGCUCGUCUUUGCCCUGUCCGGCCACUCUCUCGUCCAUGCAGCUGUCUCGCCUUCACUCUUCUACUUGUGCUCCAGUGACAGCGAGGGUUUUGCUGCGACGUUCCUCCUCGCGGCGUCUCCUUCCCGCCCCACAGGAAUCUGCCGCCCCCCCACCAGAGCGAAGGCCCUCACUCAUACCCACCAUCCCUGAAGCCGUGCCCCCGGAGAGGCGGGCUCAGUUCAGGCGACGUAACGUCAUGUCAUUGAGUGACGCCUACAGCAUGUGUUUGAUCUGUCAUAAUGACUUAAGUCAAGGUUCAGGAGGAACUAGAGAGCUGCAGUGUACUCACACCUUCCACAAAGAGUGCAUAGAGGAGUGGCUGUGGAGGAAACAGUGCUGUCCAACCUGUCACGUUCAGGUCGCCAUGCCUCAGCCCCUCUACUGGAACUCCACCAGGGUCAAGGUCCCCUAAGACAGAAACAAGUUUUCAAACGCCUCGUCUGAGGUCAUUACUACCUCAGACAUUGUUCUGAAAAGAUGGCAGAGAUAUCCGCUGGACAUGUUCUGAAACAAGGACUCUGUAGUAAAACUCGCCUGGUUUACAAACUGCCUGAGGUGAAGGUUCCUCGACCACUGCAAGACUGUGAGAGUGAUCCAGGUAUGGAUUACUGUAACUCUUUAUUUGUAAUUCUAAAGAAAAUUGAAAAUCAAUCCACUGGACUUUGUUUCCAAGUUUGAAGACGUUUCUCUUCCAUCCAGGAAGAUUUUUCAGUUCAAAAUGUCAGAAAUAGCGUUUAGUUCCAGGUUUUACCCAGCAG